Vicia villosa (hairy vetch) is the source of this 609-nucleotide messenger RNA. Its product is annotated as protein MAIN-LIKE 1-like. Lineage: Eukaryota; Viridiplantae; Streptophyta; Magnoliopsida; Fabales; Fabaceae. The record is from RefSeq and is a predicted model, not a curated record. Gene Ontology annotation, biological process: meristem development; meristem maintenance. The coding region runs from base 1 to 609 and encodes 202 amino acids. The transcript is spliced from 3 exons.
AUGCGUCAAAGAGGAAGACAACGUCGAGAGGCUGAUGGCGAGGGACAGCAGGGAGCUGCUCCUGAGGUUGAUCCGCAGCAUCCGGCAUUUCCCGGAGGACCUACGGAUACAUCAUUAUUGGUUAGAUAUCAGAGGCACGUUGCAUAUCAUUUAUGGUUGGGCGAGGAGAGACGACCAAAGCCGACCUUAAAGGUUGCUGCACAUGGCAGCAAAUUAAUAGGAUGGGUUCCGGCAAUGCUCCCAAGGCAGAUGGAAAAUUGGUUAGUUGCAUCUGGCCUUUCAUCUUUGCAGCAUACUAGUUUGUCGAGGGUAGAUACGCAUCUAUUAUCUACUUUUGUUGAGAGAUGGCAUCCUGAAACAUCGUCAUUUCAUAUGCCGUUCGGCGAGAUGACCAUCACGCUAGACGAUGUUUCUUGUCUUCUUCAUGUACCGAUUAGGGGCCAGCUGGUUGACCCCGAUGUUGUUGUCACCGAUUAUGAUGCUAUCCAUCUAGCUGUUGAGUUGUUUGGUGUUUCGCUGAGUGAUGCAACUGCAGAGGCUUCUGCUGUUGUACCAUUCUUGCCGACAAGACGUUUACUCUUGUCGAGGCAAAAUAUCUUCCACUUUUGA